Molecule: messenger RNA, 1119 nt
Organism: Pistacia vera
Lineage: Eukaryota; Viridiplantae; Streptophyta; Magnoliopsida; Sapindales; Anacardiaceae
Product: ankyrin repeat-containing protein ITN1-like
Exons: 3
Coding region: 1-1119 (372 amino acids)
Source: RefSeq, a predicted model, not a curated record
AUGGGUUGUGGUGGUGGUUUGGCUGGUUAUGGUAGUGCUGUGGUGGUUUGGAAUGGGGUGAAGGGCAUUUACGAAAGACUUAUUGGAGAGAAUAAAAGGAAGCAUCAACAAAAAAUUAGACUUGCCAAAGCCUUGUGCAAGAAUAUUGAAGCAUCUAUGUAUAACAGGAGAUGGAGAUCAAAUGGCUUGGAAAUGGAUACCUCAAUUCUAAAACGACCUCUCCUCUUAGCGGCAGGAUUAGGGGUUCACGAAGUAGUGGAAGAGAUUAUAAAAUCAUCUCCUGAUGCAGUCUUGUUUUUAAAUGAAAAGAAUCAUAAUGCAUUCCAUUUAGCGAUCAUUAAUCGUCAUGAAGGGGUAUUCAACAUCAUUUCCGAAAUGAGUUGCCACAAACAUUUGUUGUUGAUGUUUGACAAUGACUUUGGGAACAAUAUCUUGCACUUGGCUGGAAAACUGGCACCUCCAUAUCAACUCAGUCGCAUCCCUGGCGCAGCUUUGCAGAUGCAACGUGAGUUACAGUGGUUUAAGCAAGUAGAGAAAAUUGCAUUGCCUAAAUUUACAGAAGAUACAAAUUCAGAUGAAAAAACUCCAGCUAUGGUAUUUGCUGAGGAACAUCAGAGUCUUGUUAAAGAAGGUGAAAAAUGGAUGAAAGAUGCAGCCACCUCUUGCUCAGUAGCAACGGCUCUAAUUGCUACUGUAGUAUUUGCAGCAGCGAUUACCGUACCUGGUGGCAACAACAAUGCUGGCCAACCAAAUUUUUACAAAGAAAAGGCCUUCACUAUUUUUAGCAUUGCCGAUGCAAUCUCUUUAUUCUCGUCCAUAGCCGCCAUCUUCAUGUUCUUGUCCAUCCUCACUGCACGCUAUGCAGAAGCUGAUUUUCUUUAUGCUCUACCCAAAAGGUUAAUAUUGGGUCUGUUUAUGUUGUUCCUGUCUGUUACAGCAAUGAUGGUGACCUUUGGAUCCACUGUUUACCUGGUGUUUUGUGAAAAAAAGGAAAUCUGGGUAUCUGCUUUACUAAUUGGAUCAGCUGCCUUGCCGGUGUCCGUAUUUGCAUAUUCACAAUUUCCCCUCCUGGUGGACUUGAUCAUCUCCACAUAUGGCCCCAGCAUUUUUCGCAAGUAA